GCCGCCGCCGCCGCUCCCGGUGAGGCUCGCGCUCGAGCUGCGGCGCCGGCCCCGCCGCCUGGGCCCCGGGCCCGGCCCCUCCCGCGCCGCCCGGGCGAUGAGAAGCUGCUUCUGCGUGAGACGGAGCCGGGACCCGCCGCCGCCGCAGCCGCCGCAGCCGCCGCCGCCCCAGCGGGGAACAGACCAAUCCACCAUGCCUGAAGUCAAAGACCUUUCGGAAGCCUUGCCAGAGACGUCAAUGGACCCCAUCACGGGAGUGGGGGUGGUGGCUUCUCGGAACCGAGCCCCGACAGGCUAUGAUGUAGUUGCGCAGACGGCAGAUGGUGUGGAUGCUGACCUCUGGAAAGACGGCUUAUUUAAAUCCAAGGUUACCAGAUACCUGUGUUUCACAAGAUCCUUUUCCAAAGAAAAUAGUCAUUUAGGGAACGUGUUAGUGGAUAUGAAGCUCAUUGACAUCAAGGACACCCUGCCUGUAGGCUUCAUCCCAAUUCAGGAGACGGUGGACACACAGGAAGUAGCUUUUAGAAAGAAGAGGCUGUGCAUUAAAUUUAUCCCACGGGAUUCCACGGAAGCUGCAAUCUGUGACAUUCGGAUCAUGGGCCGGACCAAGCAGGCCCCUCCUCAGUACACGUUUAUUGGGGAGCUGAACAGCAUGGGGAUCUGGUACCGAAUGGGCAGAGUACCAAGAAAUCAUGACUCAUCUCAACCCACAACACCUUCCCAGUCGUCAGCUGCGUCCACCCCAGCCCCCAGCCUUCCCAGGCACAUCUCUCUCACUCUCCCUGCUACCUUCCGGGGCAGGAACAGCACGCGGGCCGACUACGAGUACCAGCACUCCAACCUGUACGCCAUCUCAGCAAUGGAUGGUGUGCCUUUUAUGAUCUCAGAGAAGUUUUCUUGUGUUCCAGAGAGUAUGCAGCCCUUUGAUCUGUUGGGAAUCACCAUCAAAUCUCUGGCAGAAAUUGAGAAGGAGUACGAAUACAGCUUCCGCACGGAGCAGAGCGCCGCUGCCAGGCUCCCGCCCAGCCCCACGCGCUGCCAGCAGGUGCCCCAGUCCUGAGGGCCCGGACGCCGACGCCACCUGCACCUGCGGGAGAAGACACACCGGCCCAGACUACUGAGCGCCCCGCCCUCUCCCGCUCCCCCCUGCCCGCCCUUCACACUGCCCCGCAGGGCUCGUCUGGGGACUGCGGGCAGCUGAGCGCCUCCACCUCCGGCCAUCGGCUUGCCUGACAUGACACCCCACCUUCCCGGGGAUGUGGCUCAUAACCUCGACUAACCUGUGUGCUGUAGUGACCAGCGGCUCCUAACGUGUCUAUGUGAUGAGCGGUCGUCCUCUAAACAACGCUACUCACCACGGGCGUCACCCCUGGGGGGCCCUGGACAGUUGCCCAGGCCACCCGGCGACGCCACCAGCCCCCUUCACUCCUGACUGUCUCCUGCCACUAAGCCCGUUGCUUUCCUCCUGGAAGACCCUGAGGGGGUGGCAGCUUUCCACAGGACCCUCCAAGGAUCGCUGGCUGCCUAGGCCCGGGCUGCCGUGGAACGAGCCCCUCACGCCGCCGGGACUGAGUGCCCCCAGCAUUUCACGGCAGCCCGAGCGGACCCGCCCGGCCCCCGCCCCACUGUGGACGUCCUGUGCUUGGACUCCUGACUGGACUCACACACUGGAUGUCCCGGGGUCAGGGAGCAGCAGGCCCAGCUGCCAGCACGGGGGUGGGGCUUGCUCGCUGGGCAAGAAGGCCGAGUGCCCGGCGCUGGCUGCCCAGGACGCUGGGCUCGCCCACCUCACACCCACUUCCCCCAAAGGGCUCAUCUCUGCGGCACCCACGUGCCAUCAGCGGUGCCAACGGCCGCUGCCCGGUGCUGUGAGCCCCUGCCCUGGGGGACCGGGGCACGUGCUCACCUGGCUUCUCAGAGCCGGGCCUCGUCUCGACGGCCUCUGCUCUUAGGAAAGGUUGUUUUGAAAAAGUCCUUUGACGCAGGUCACCGAACCGAGGCCAGCCCUGACGUUUCUGCCACUGACGGCCAGUAGACACAGUGCCAGCUGCCAAGUUCAACUCCACGCACGUUUGCCGUGAGAACAGCGGUUGCCGCCAUGGCUGCGGACUUGGGCCCCCGCCCCAAGGGCCUGCCUUGUCUGGCUGUUGGUGGUUCCCGUCUCGGGGCGUCACCAGGCAGUCAGAACUUUGCACAGGAAGUUUGGCAUGUGGGGGGCUGUGGGGAGCAGUGAGGUUCCCCCACCAGGAAGGCAUCACAGGAGAGCCACAGCCAGGGGCAGGCCACGCCCCGCUGCAGGCCCCGGGACAGCGCGUGGGUGGCUGGGGGCCAGCGGGAACCAGCCAGCAGUAGGAGAGCGGCCGCGGCUAAGCAGUAGGGCAGGGCAAAAAAUACCUCACGUACCUGUCAGCCCUGCCACCUCCAGCCCCCUCAACUCUCGCCCCUGGUCACCCCUUGGUCUUCAUGUUGAUACCUCCGGAUUUCUGUGCAUUAGGGAAGUGGUUCCCCGCCGCCCCUUCCGUGAAAGCAGAGGACAUUGCUGGUGAGACUGGCCUUCCCGUGCCACCCACGCAGCAAGGUGGCAGGAGAGGACAGUGUGUGGGACCCACCAGGGCCCGGGAGACUUCGGGAGGGAGACGGCAGGCCCCAGGGACCUUGGGGAUUGGUGCUUAACCGGGGGAGAGCCGACCGGUCUCAGAUGGACCCACUGAAAUAAGCCAGUUGUUUCUGGGAACUGGGGAGCCCCAUGGGGCUCAGAACUCAUGUGUCUGCUGCUGCUUUUAGGAUGGGUGGCUGGUUCAAAGUCAAGUGACCUGUGUGACUCGAAGCCCAACAGCCAGGGGUGCUGUCCAGCAGGCUUGGGGGUGGGGCGGGGGGUGGAGCCCCGAUUACUGCCCAGCUCCCUGGACCCUGCUCUCUGCUCCGGUCGUUCUUCACGCCCUGGCUGUGGGAGUCCUUCUGAGUGGUAAUGCCGGCAGCCCUUCUCCCUUAACUAACAGCCAGGCAUUUCAGCGGCUCUGCUGGGCCCGAGAAGGCUCAGGUAUGGCAAUGUGGGACCCAGCGGUGACGGUGGUCAUCAGUGAGAGGAGGAGGAGGGGUGUCCACAGCUCCCCACGCACACCCCCGCGGGGGCUCAGGCGUGCCGGGAGACCUCCACAGCGUCACAGACUUAGUCUAGAUAACAGCGUUGACAGUGCAUGUCACAGUGAACGGCUGGUGCCUAAGACGACCCAGCAGUAAGCUGGCUGUGUGGUAGACUUUAGGCUGCUCCUGACCCUCUUUCUUUGCCUUGUGGGAGGUGGGUGAGGCUGACAGGCAAGGGGUGCAUGCAUGUGCAUGCGCACGUGCAUGGGUGCCCAGCCCACGCGGGGUGCUCACUCACACCUGCAAAACCGAGUGACCUGUUUCUUUCUGGGAGGGCAAUUUUCUUUACAGUCUGGCCAGGUGGGAAGGGAAGGAAAGGUUCUCAUGGAAAUGUGAAGGGCAGCGGCCUUGCCCUCACCACCCCCCAACACCCUCCAUCCCCCCAAAAUACUCUAAGCAGAGCACAGCGCCAACCCCCACCCCCCUGCCUUCUCUUCCCACUGAAAGUUCAAAAAUUCUCUCCAAAGGCCUUGGAAGUGGCACAGCGGUGACAAGGAGUAAGCACUCUGCUCCAGGCUCACUUGCAAAUUUAUAACAAGGCUUCUUUCCCCAUCCAAGUCCGAGAACCAAUCUCAGCCGUGAGCCGCCCCUCGGAAAGAGGGGCCCCGUGGGCACGGAGAAACAGCAGUUAGAGCCCAGGCUGCCCGUGCCCCCCGCCAGGAGGUUACCACCUGUCUGCCCGUCUUGCUGGCGACACGCGGUUGGUGGUGAGAAGCGGCUGAGGUCGGUUGGGGGCUGUUUGCCGCCUGCCCCACGUCCUUCAGAAAGGUGGCAGGUGGGGACGAGAAGACAAGCGCGCACUGUGCUCACAUUCUGUGCCAGGCCUCGGGCCGGCACCUCAAGCACAUUUUUCUCAACAUUGCCCCCUAAGAAACACACGUACCCAGAAGGGGAUGUGAUUUGCUCCUCGUUACAGAUGGAGAAGCUGAGACUUGUCCAAGGGCACAAGGCUGGUAAGUGGCAGAGACAGGCUUUGGACCCAAGUCUCAUCUGGCCCCAGAGUCCACGGUGCCAGCCCUCCCAACAUAAGCACAUGCCUCAUGAUGACCUUUUAGUUUCUGGGCCACUAACGGCCAUCGCAGCCACCACCAGUCAUGCUGGCGUCGCCAUAGCAUCUCGACACGGGCGCUGAGCAUGGGGGUGGGGGGGCGCCUGCCCGCCCCACCCAGACGAGGGCCCCCUGCGGCUGCCCCAUCGCUGGCCAUUUGUGGGGCAGCCCUGCCCGCAGCUACCCUGAGAACUGGGGGGCCUGAGGGUGGGCGCAGAGAAAGCCCUCCACAAAGCAGCCCCGUGCCCGCAGGGUGCCCCGGAGCUGAGCCCGCCGGACUCAGCUCACCGUCUACUGUCCAGGGACCCGGAGCUGCCGGCGCCCCUGGGUCAGCCCAGCUUUCUUCACCUGCUGCAGACGCGGCCCCUCGGCAGCUGCGCUGUCACCACCGCGAGGCGGGGCUCUGCUCCCCCAGCAAAGGGCGCAGGGCCUCCGCCGGCCACCGUGCACUGGCCGUGGGAACGGCGUCCUUCCUGCGAGUAUUUAUUUGAGGCGACUCUUGUACUUGGCAAAGGGAAGUUUCACUGUGUGAUUGUCUGCCUU
Messenger RNA from Pteronotus mesoamericanus, 4735 nucleotides. It is a transcript of the gene MVB12B, whose product is annotated as multivesicular body subunit 12B. Gene Ontology annotation, biological process: viral budding; virus maturation; regulation of epidermal growth factor receptor signaling pathway. The record is from RefSeq and is a predicted model, not a curated record. Gene Ontology annotation, cellular component: late endosome; ESCRT I complex. NCBI's taxonomy places the organism in Eukaryota, Metazoa, Chordata, Mammalia, Chiroptera, Mormoopidae. The coding region runs from base 98 to 1060 and encodes 320 amino acids. The transcript has 10 exons.